AUGGCGGAAGCAGGAUCCAUGAUACUCAACCCAAACUUUUUGCCAGAGGCGCAGCGGGUAGCCGCCUGGUGGUACAAGGGAGGCAACCAGCAGAGAUUGACCUACAUCUCACAUUCGAGCAGCCCAGCUGGUAGUCUUCGACCUUCACAAAGAGCGACCUCGGUAGAGAUCUCAGCGAUGUCGCAGCAGGCUGUGAGGGAGCAGCAGUCCUAUACGCUCAUAUGCCGACUUGGGUCGCUACAGCUCCGAAAAAAAACCCACGCCAUGCCUUUGUACUACAUGGCCUGCCUGGAGCUGAAAGAUGGCGGCAGCCUGCAGUGUAACCGAAGAGUUGACGAGACCGGGUACUGUCGAAUGUGCCAGAAGUCGGGGAAGGUGGGGCCGCGGCUGAAUGUGCGCUGUCGUUUUCAAGAUGCUUUCGGAUCAUGCUGGGUCACAGUUUUUCACCCAGCUGCCGAGAAAGUGCUAGGUUCGACCGCCGAGUCCAUUGUCGAACUGAGCCAGCAGUCUGAGGAGAUCUGUGAAGAAGCGCUCAAGGACACAUACUACGACGAGAUGUUGGAGCUGCAGCUGCGAGCCAAGCCGGACACGUGGGGUGGCGAAGCCAGGACACAUGUCACCUGCGUGGGAGCGCAGCGGAUCUCCAGUCGAGAACAUUCCCGCACGCUUUUGAAAGAGAUCCACCAGCUUUUGAAGUAG
This is a messenger RNA of Effrenium voratum, 699 nucleotides long. The record is from the annotation of a GenBank genome assembly. Lineage: Eukaryota; Dinophyceae; Suessiales; Symbiodiniaceae.